Messenger RNA from Vespula vulgaris, 898 nucleotides. RefSeq names its product 60S ribosomal protein L22-like. Gene Ontology annotation, cellular component: ribosome. The record is from RefSeq and is a predicted model, not a curated record. Bases 149 to 568 code for a protein of 139 amino acids. The transcript is spliced from 4 exons. Gene Ontology annotation, molecular function: structural constituent of ribosome; RNA binding. Lineage: Eukaryota; Metazoa; Arthropoda; Insecta; Hymenoptera; Vespidae. Gene Ontology annotation, biological process: cytoplasmic translation.
UCAUUAAAAAUAACUAUUUACAAUGCUAGUAACCAAAUAAAUAUUCACAUUUAGAUGUCGCGUCGGGAAUUGGUAGCACUGAUUACUACGUAUUGAAUGGUGUCGCCGCGAAGCGGACAAUUCUUUCAGUUUUCCAUAAGUCGUAAAUAUGGCUCUGACUGUAGCAAAGAAAACCAAAGGCUCAAGUAGCAAAAAGCAAGCCCUUCGUGGCAAGGGCCAAAAGAAGAAAGUGUCGCUCAAGUUUACGAUCGACUGCACACAUCCUGUGGAGGAUAAUAUUAUGGAUGUAGCUAAUUUUGAAAAAUACCUUCAAGAAAGAAUAAAAGUUAGCGGGAAAACAAACAAUUUUGGAAACAAUGUUACCAUUGAACGUAACAAAAUGAAACUUUCUGUUAACAGUGAUAUUGAUUUUUCUAAACGAUAUCUCAAAUACUUGACAAAGAAAUAUUUGAAGAAGAAUAAAUUGCGUGAUUGGUUACGUGUAGUGUCACAAGAUAAAGAGACCUAUGAGUUACGAUACUUCCAGAUUAACAGUCAGGAAGACGAUGACGAGGAGGACGCGGAGUAAAAUUUUAUUUUACAAACUAUUACAGAAAAAUCUGUACAUAUUUCUAAAAAUAAAAUCGUAAAAAAAUUCUAAGUUUUAAAUAAAUUAGAAUAUACAUAUACAUUAGUCAUUAAUAAACUUAGAUUUAAAAAGGUUCAAGAAAUUAUAUUAGCAUAAAUCAAAUUAGAUAAAUUUUAUUUUUAAAUUUAUAACCAAAAUGUUAUAAAGAAAACAUUUUAUAUAUAUGCAUAUAUUAUAUUGCAACAUCUUUGAGGAAAUCCGGAAAGGACGAAUACUGUAAACUAUGUAUAUAUGUGAGUAGAAACUUAUAAAACCGUGUGUGUCACGUGA